AUGGCGGGGACCAAGAUGUUUGGGAUGGUGCGUCUGGUGAACGGGCGUGACCGGUGUGAGGGGCGUGUGGAAGUGUGGCACAACGGAACGUGGGGUACGGUGUGUGAUGACGACUGGGACAUGGUAGAUGCCAAUGUGGUGUGUCGGCAGCUGGCCUGUGGCCUGGCUGUGGCGGUGGGCAGCAUCAAAGAGUACGGCCGGGGCUUGGGGCCCAUCUUGCUGGACAACGUAGACUGUAAAGGAGGGGAGACAGACCUGGGACAGUGUGGCAGUCUGGGCUGGGGAAUCCAUAACUGUUACCACUACGAGGAUGUAUCGGUCACAUGCAAAGGAGAUGGUAGGAUCCGGUUAGUUGGUGGACUGGACUACUGCCAGGGACGAGUGGAGAUCUUCAACCAGGGCAGCUGGGGGACGGUGUGUGAUGACGACUGGGGUAGGAGAGACGCAGGGGUGGUGUGUCAGCAGAUUGGCUGUGGCCACGCCGUUUCUUCCACCACCAACGCCUACUUUGGUUACGGCACAGGACUGAUUCUACUGGACAACGUCAACUGUAUUGGCUACGAGAAGCAGCUGAGUAAAUGCUACAGCCUGGGAUGGGGGAUACACAACUGUGGACAUCAUGAGGACGCUGGGGUUAUCUGUUCAGGUUCAGGCUCCACCACAGUUCCUCCCAAGAACACUGCCACAAUGCCCAUGGCAAGGGGAUUCUUCCAGACUGCCAGCAUUGCAGAGCGUCCCAUCAUCCGCGUGGUGAACGGUAAUAGCAGCUGCCAGGGUCGCGUGGAGGUGUUCCACAGAGACCUCUGGGGCACGGUGUGUGACGACGACUGGGGGCUGCCUGACGCCCAGGUGGUGUGUAGGCAGCUGGGAUGUGGUCCCGUCAUCGCCGCCAAGAUCCUGGCCUUCUUCGGCUACGGCUCGGGUCCCAUCUUGCUGGACAACGUGGACUGUACGGGCAGUGAAAUAAAACUGGAGUAUUGUUUCAACCUGGGCUGGGGACAGCACAACUGUGGACACCAUGAAGACGCUGGUGUUAUCUGUGCACCCUUUCAGCCUGUUCAAGCUGGAAGAAGCUUCACCAUGACAGAAACAACACGCACCACUAGACCACCAAGUGACGGCAUGGUGAGGUUGGUGCGGCGGCAGAACCACUGUGAGGAGGAAGAUGUCCUUUCUGUGACUAAGGUCUUCAUCAUGUCAGAGGAAGACGUCCUUCCUGUGACUAAGGUCUUCAUCAUGUCAGAGGAAGAUGUCCUUCCUGUGAUUAAGGUCUUCAUCAUGUCAGAGGAAGAUGUCCUUCCUGUGACUAAGGUCUUCAUCAAGUCAGAGGAAGAUGUCCUUCCUGUGACUAAGGUCUUCAUCAAGUCAGAGUUAACAGAGCAGACCAGGGGGAACAUACACAACAGAAACCUCAUACUAUCUCCCUCUUCCUCUCCAGCCUUUCAGCCUGUUCAAGCUGGAAGAAGCUUCACCAUGACAGAAACAACACGCACCACUAGACCACCAAGUGACGGCAUGGUGAGGUUGGUGGGCGGGCAGCACCACUGUGAGGGUCGGGUGGAGAUCUUCUCGGGGGCGAAAUGGGGUACGGUGUGUGACGACGCCUGGGACAUGCCAGAUGCCCAGGUGGUGUGUCGCCAGCUGGGCUGCGGGCAGGCUACUGCGGCGAGCGGGGAGGCUUACUUCGGGCGCGGCAGCGGCACCAUCCUCCUGGACAAUCUGAAGUGCAGUGGCUCCGAGGCCUCGCUCCAGCAGUGCUCACACAUAUCCUGGGAUGUACACAACUGUGACCAUUCUGAAGACGCCGGCGUCACGUGCUCACUGUCGUGAUUCGAGCAGCGAUUCGCCGCCAGGGAGUCAUCAAACUACUCCCACCUCCAUUGCCAACUAAUAGGAUGGGCGCCGUGGUGGGCAUAACCCGGGACUUGUAAACAUGAUGUAAAUAACAGCUCACCCCAAUGCCAAAUGGAAGGAAGACACCAACAA
Salvelinus sp. IW2-2015 is the source of this 1986-nucleotide messenger RNA. NCBI's taxonomy places the organism in Eukaryota, Metazoa, Chordata, Actinopteri, Salmoniformes, Salmonidae. The record is from RefSeq and is a predicted model, not a curated record.